Messenger RNA from Tarenaya hassleriana, 2066 nucleotides. RefSeq lists its product as uncharacterized. The record is from RefSeq and is a predicted model, not a curated record. Lineage: Eukaryota; Viridiplantae; Streptophyta; Magnoliopsida; Brassicales; Cleomaceae. The coding region runs from base 247 to 1863 and encodes 538 amino acids. The transcript has 6 exons.
ACCCGCGCGUGGAGUCAAUCGCGGGUUCCUCGCGUCGCUCAGCCGCCUAAGAGAAUCUUCAUUUUCCCCUUCGCGUUUAAAUCUUUCACAAAUCGGUAGAUCCCCCUAUCGAUUGUUAGGCUGAUCCUAGGGUUUUCCUUGAUUCCCGUAGAUAUUUCCGUAUCAACAGCUUCUCUGGGAAUUUUCGGAUUCGAGAUUUUCGUUUUCUGGAUUUCCUCGGGAUAAUUUCGACAGGGUCUUUAUUGGAUGGUGGAGUUGAUGAAAUCGGCGGGGAAUCUGAGACCAGAGCCUGAAACGGUGUCCAAGUGCCGGAACGAGUUUCCGGUGAAGCUGGAGAUCGCCGAGGAUUUUCUGGAAGAAGAACACGGUGUCCCCAACAAGCGUCCCAAGGUUUCUCCUUCUCUUCAUCAGGAGUCAUGUAGCAAAAGCAUUGGCACAAGCGCGUUUCCUGUGCAACCGGCACAAUAUAAUCCGCUGGAUGAGCCAAGUCCCCUGGGACUGAGCUUGAGAAAGAGUCCAUCUCUCGCGGAUUUGAUUCAAAUGAGGCUAGCUCAAGGUAGUGGCCCAAAUUCUGUACCUAUCGACUCUAAGAAAGACAGUAAACUUGCUGCUGCUCCUGGGACGGGUCCUUCACCAGGAGCUGCAGAAAAGCUAAAAGCUUCCAACUUUCCGGCUUCACUUUUAAGGAUUGGGCAGUGGGAGUAUAAAUCUCGAUAUGAAGGUGAUUUGGUGGCGAAGUGUUACUUUGCGAAACACAAACUCGUUUGGGAAGUGUUAGAACAUGGUCUUAAGAGCAAAAUCGAAAUCCAGUGGUCGGAUAUUAUGGCUUUGAAGGCGAACUGCCCGGAUGAUGAACCCGGAACACUGACUCUUGUGCUGGCAAGGCAGCCCCUCUUUUUCAGGGAAACGAACCCGCAGCCUAGAAAGCAUACUUUGUGGCAGGCAACCUCAGAUUUUACUGAUGGCCAAGCCAGCACUCAUAGACAACAUUUUCUGCAAUGUCCCCAAGGGUUGCUGAACAAACAUUUCGAGAAGCUUAUUCAAUGCGAUCAUCGGCUGUUCCAUCUUAGCCGACAACCGGAGAUAAUUGUGGAUUCCCCCUACUUUGAGGCACGCCAAUCUAUUUUUGAGGAUCCAGCUGAAACAAAAGGUCAUAUUUUUGGGCAAUUAGAACUCGGCAAGGGACCUUCGAUCUCUGGUUCUCAGAGUUUAGCAUCUCCAGUUGCAGCUCAGUCAUCAUCCGAGCAUGUGUCUCAAGACGCACCAUCUCCUAGCUCAGUCAUAGAUGCUCGGGCAAAUGAAAGCGGAGCUGCAGAAGCAGUUGAUUCGAGGAACACAAGGGAUUGGGACCAGAUAAAAGUACCCGGGCUGAGACAAUCUAUAUCAGUGAGCAAUUUCAUGAAUCAUCUUGAGCAAUGUCUCUCGGAUCCUGCUCGUGGGAACGAAUCAGAACGCAAAGAGAUACUGGACAUUGCUCAGCUCUUGUUCAGCGAGACCCAAUUCACCACAUUAUCAGACGAGAAAUCCCUCAUGACAAGGGUGAAUUCUCUUUGCUGCCUCCUUCAGAAGGAUGGCACUGCAGCCGGAAACUCACAGCUCAACGAGGAAAGUUCCGUGGGCUGUCCUGAUACCGGGAAAUUUUCCCAACCAAAUGAUCUGAGAAAGGGUCUACGUGAUAACGAAAACCGAGAUGAACAUAAAGUUUCUGAUCCCGAGGCAACGGGUGCUUCCAGCAGCAAACCGCCGGGCAUUCCAAGGAUAGAUUCUUACAAUGAGAUUCUGUUACAGCUUCCUCGGAUUGCAUCCCUUCCACAGUUCUUGCCGUUCAUCACUGGAGAAGAUGGUGAUGCACAUAAUAGAUAGUGAAAUCUCACACCGUUGAUAAAUUUGUUCUCAGUUAUGGCAAGUCUAGGAUCUGAAAUGGUAGCCUGUGCUCAUGUAAAUCAUUAUGUUCUUGUAAUUGCUAGGUUAAGUACAUGGUGCUUAUGCUGUACACGUUUUAAAACCCAAAGAUGAAUCCUUGUACGUCACCCUUAGAAGAAAAGAUGCAUGGAAAUGUUUGUUUC